Molecule: messenger RNA, 794 nt
Organism: Tetranychus urticae (two-spotted spider mite)
Lineage: Eukaryota; Metazoa; Arthropoda; Arachnida; Trombidiformes; Tetranychidae
Product: programmed cell death protein 6
Molecular function (GO): calcium ion binding
Source: RefSeq, a predicted model, not a curated record
AGAAAGAGAGCCUGACAAAGUUGAGACCAACUCAAUUACUCACUACAGAUGGGUGCAGCAUCUGGAUCUGUUUGCUUUCUUUGUUACUCUUUGGGUUAGCUUUAUUUUUUACAGAUCAGUGUAGUUGUGUUAUUUAUUAUUGUGAUUGUAACUAUUCCUUGAGAUACUUAAUCGCCAUGGCUUAUAAAAUGCCCGAUCAAAGAUGGUUGUAUGAUCUAUUUCGUAGGGUUGACCGAGAUGGCUCUGGUGCUAUUAAUGCUAACGAAUUACAAUCUGCUCUUUCCAAUGGUACCUGGAGUGCGUUUAAUGGUGAGACUGUCCGUUUAAUGAUCGGAAUGUUUGACAAAGACAGAAAUGGAUCAAUUAAUUAUCAAGAAUUUGUCCAUCUUUGGGAUUAUGUGACCCGAUGGCUUAACUGUUUUAAAAGCUUUGAUCGCGACAACUCUGGAAAUAUAGAUCGUGAAGAGUUGAAACAAGCCUUGACCACAUUUGGAUACAGAUUAUCAGACAGUUUUUACAGCAUAAUUAUCAGAAAAUUUGAUAGGAAAGGUGCUGGUUCAAUCUAUUUCGACGAUUUCAUCCAGUUAUGUGUUCUCCUUCAAUCAUUAACAGCAGCAUUCAGGCAACAUGAUACAGACCAAGAUGGGUGGAUACAAAUUGAUUAUGAGAGAUUUUUAACCAUGGUUUUUGAUGUUUGUAUUGUUUAAUAUUGUGAUUUUAUUAUCUUUCUGUAAGGUCAAAACGUCCUCUCUUUCACAUUUGUUUAAAUAAAGUGUCUCUAAAUUUUUAAUGGC